This is a messenger RNA of Talaromyces rugulosus, 1173 nucleotides long. RefSeq lists its product as uncharacterized. The transcript has 3 exons. Gene Ontology annotation, cellular component: cytosol; nucleus. Gene Ontology annotation, biological process: nuclear membrane reassembly; membrane fusion; proteasome-mediated ubiquitin-dependent protein catabolic process. The record is from RefSeq and is a predicted model, not a curated record. Lineage: Eukaryota; Fungi; Ascomycota; Eurotiomycetes; Eurotiales; Trichocomaceae. Gene Ontology annotation, molecular function: ubiquitin binding. Bases 1 to 1173 code for a protein of 390 amino acids.
AUGGCUUCCAACACCAGCCAAGAUGACAUCCUGUCUCAGUUCUGUUACAUGACAGGAACCAACCCGACAGAGGCUCGACCCUUUUUGGACGCGAACCACUGGGACAUCGAUGCCGCCGUUACGGAAUACUUUGCGGACCAGGAGGAAGAGCUUUUACAAGACAUGGAGGCCAGUGACGGUAGGCGGCUUGGGUCCGAUGACCCAGCUGAGCAGUCGACUGGAGCUCGCUCUCUUGGACAGGGGGCCUCGGCCGGUUCGCAGCCAUCCCAGGGCAAGUCUGGUGCUGCUAAGAAAUUCGCAACCCUGAAGGACCUGUCGUCGGGAGCCGGAGGACGCGAUACCGGGGAUGACGACGACGAGAAGCAAGAUUUUUUCGCUGGUGGUGAAAAAUCAGGCCUGGCGGUGCAAAAUCCAGAUGACAUCAAGAAGAAGAUUCUCGAAAAGGCCAAGCUAGCCCAGCCACCCCCGUCCGACGACUCGACAUCGAAGACAUCUCAUUUCACGGGGGCUGCGCGCACGCUGGGAGGUGACGACGCUCCGAGCCAGGUGGUCCAGGACCCGAAUGAAAACCGACCCCAGCGACCACCACGGGUCCAACGUACACUGCACUUCUGGGCUGAUGGCUUUUCGGUAGAGGAUGGGGACUUGUAUCGAUCCGACGACCCUAGGAACGCGGGGAUCCUGGAAGGCAUCCGGCGUGGACGAGCCCCUCUCUCCAUCAUGAAUGUCCUACCAGGACAGGAAGUCGACGUGGAAAUCAAGCAACAUGAGGAGAAAUACACCCGGCCCAAGCCAAAAUACAAGCCAUUUUCUGGCUCUGGGCAACGACUUGGGAGCCCGACUCCCGCCAUUCGCACCUCCCAACCCGAGCCCGCUGCUGCGGCCGCCGCCAGUCCGUCAGAAGCAGCGAAACCCGAUGUUGACGAGUCACAGCCAAUAAUCACAUUGCAAAUCCGGCUCGGUGACGGUACGCGUCUCACAUCUCGAUUCAACACCACUCAUACGAUUGGAGAUGUGUACUCUUUUGUGUCGGCAGCCAGUCCCUCCAGCCAGUCUCGGCCCUGGGUGCUGAUGACAACUUUCCCCAGCAAAGAAUUGACCGACAAGUCUGCGGUUUUGGGUGAAUUGUCUGACUUUAAACGAGGCGGAGUUGUCGUGCAGAAGUGGCAAUAG